Molecule: messenger RNA, 402 nt
Organism: Babesia sp. Xinjiang
Lineage: Eukaryota; Apicomplexa; Aconoidasida; Piroplasmida; Babesiidae
Exons: 1
Coding region: 1-402 (133 amino acids)
Source: RefSeq, a predicted model, not a curated record
AUGUUUACGUAUGGCCACAGGGAGCCUGGUAAGGUCGCAGCCGCUAUGUGGAAGGACUAUCUGGAAAAGAGUGGAGACGUAGACCCCAAACUUAAUAAGCCAUUGCGCCAUUACCCAGCACACCACUACAGGCGUGAUAUGAGACAGAAGGUUGGGUUGCAACGAAAGGCCUCUAAGUUGCAAAGUAUUCUACGCACAGCAACUACUCCUAACCCUAGAGACGAUUGUGCGAAUUUGGAUCCUAAGUUACACACACGAAUAUUGGAUGCAUUUAAGUUAUUUGAGGGGUGGCUAGAGGUAUCAAAUACGAGGCUGCGACGGCCAGACAAACAGGUGUCAGAGAGUCUGGUGAAGGGGUCGUACAUUUUCGCAAUCGGACCUUGUAUGUUUGUCUAUUUAUAA